UGUGAGGGAGACAGCAGGCAGAGCCGCCUCCUGGGACUCGUGCGCUACCGCCCGAAGCAUGGUGGCCAGGAACAUGCUCUCUUCCUGUACACGCACCGAAGGAUGGCCAUUACCGGGGACGACGUCUCCUUGGACCAGAUCGUGCCGAUCUCUCGGGAUUUCACGCUGGAAGAAGUGUCCCCGGAAGGUGAACUCUACAUUCUUGGCUCAGAUGUCACCAUCCAGCUGGACACAGCAGAGCUCAGCCUCCUAUUCCAGCUCCCCUUUGGUUCACAAACCAGAACGUUCCUCCAGGAAGUCGCCAGGGCCUAUCCAGGGUCCGACCCCACGGCCCCGGAUCCUGAAUUCCUGUGGCUAUCUCGAUACAGGUGCACGGAGCCGGAGCCCGGGCCGCCCACGCCGCGCGGCUGGACCAGGGCCCCAGGCACCUGGCCCGGGAGCGCUAGAAUUGGCGGAGGUGAGUCGAGACCCAAUGGGAAGGGUCUGCUUGUGGACCAAAGCUCCUGGGGUCAGGAUAAACCAGAAAACUUGCUCCCAAGACAGAAUAAGUCCAAAUCUGAAAUAACCGACAUGGUCCGCUCCUCCACGAUCACAGUAUCAGACAAGGCUCACAUUUUAUCCAUGCAGAAGUUUGGGCUGCGAGAUACAAUUGUGAAAUCACAUCUAAUGCAGAAAGAAGAAGAUUAUACCUAUAUCCAGAACUUCAGUUUUUUUGUGGGGACCUACAACGUGAAUGGACAGUCACCCAAGGAGUGCCUCCGGCCGUGGCUCAGCCAUGGUAUCCAGGCCCCAGAUGUAUACUGUGUGGGCUUCCAGGAGCUUGAUCUGAGUAAGGAAGCCUUUUUCUUCCAUGAUACCCCGAAGGAGGAAGAGUGGUUUAAAGCCGUAUCAGAGGGUCUUCACCCAAAAGCCAAAUAUGCAAAGGUGAAGCUAAUACGACUGGUUGGGAUUAUGCUGCUGUUAUAUGUCAAACAGGAGCACGCAGCGCACAUCUCAGAGGUGGAGGCUGAGACGGUGGGGACAGGAAUCAUGGGGAGGAUGGGUAACAAAGGGGGUGUGGCGAUCCGGUUCCAGUUUCACAACACCAGCAUCUGUGUAGUCAAUUCCCACCUGGCAGCCCACACAGAGGAGUACGAGAGGAGGAACCAGGACUACAAAGACAUUUGUUCUCGAAUGCAGUUUUGUCAGGUUGACCCAAGCCUCCCCCCUCUCACCAUCAGCAAGCACGAUGUGAUCUUGUGGCUGGGGGACCUCAACUACAGGAUAGAAGAACUGGAUGUGGAAAAAGUGAAAAAGCUCAUCGAGGAGAAGGCCUUUCAAACCCUGUAUGCGUAUGACCAGCUGAGAGCUCAGGUGGCUGCAAAGGCCGUCUUCGAAGGCUUCAGCGAGGGCAAGCUCACGUUUCAGCCCACCUAUAAGUAUGACACUGGCUCCGACGACUGGGAUACCAGCGAGAAGUGUCGCGCUCCUGCCUGGUGUGACCGGGUCCUCUGGAAAGGAAAGAACAUCACUCAGCUGAGCUACCAGAGCCACAUGGCCCUGAAGACCAGCGACCACAAGCCUGUCAGCUCAGUGUUUGACAUCGGGGUGAGGGUUGUAAAUGAAGAGCUUUAUCGGAAGACUCUGGAGGAGAUUGUUCGCUCUCUGGAUAAGAUGGAAAAUGCCAACAUUCCUUCCGUGUCUCUCUCCAAGCGAGAGUUCUGUUUUCAGAAUGUGAAGUACAUGCAACUGCAGAUAGAGUCCUUCACCAUUAGGAAUGGACAAGUACCGUGUCAGUUUGAAUUCAUCAACAAGCCUGACGAACAUUAUUACUGUAAGCAGUGGCUAAACGCCAACCCCAGCCGAGGGUUCCUCCUGCCAGAUUCUGCCAUUGAGAUUGAAUUGGAGCUGUUUGUAAAUAAGACCACAGCUACAAAGCUCAACUCAGGUGAAGACAAAAUUGAGGACAUUCUGGUUUUGCACUUGGACAGAGGAAAGGAUUACUUUUUGUCUAUUUCUGGGAACUACCUGCCCAGCUGUUUUGGAUCGCCCAUUCACACGUUGUGCUACAUGAGGGAGCCAAUCUUGGACUUGCCGCUAGAAACUGUUAGAGAGCUGACUCUGAUGCAACUACAGACUGAGGAUAAUGGGAGCCAGUUGGAGGAACCCAUGGACAUCCCCAAAGAGCUCUCUAUGAUGAUUGAGUUCCUGUACCGAAAUGCCAUCCAGCAGGAAGAUCUGUUUCAGCAGCCAGGCCUGAGGUUGGAAUUUGAGCAUAUCAGGGACUGUUUGGAUACUGGGACCAUUGAUACCCUCUCGGCUAGCAGUCACUCGGUAGCCGAAGCCCUGCUGCUUUUCCUGGAGAGCCUGCCAGAGCCCGUCAUCUGUUACAGCGCCUACCGCAACUGCUUGGAGUGUUCUGGCAACCUCACAGCAAGUAAACAGCUAGCAUAUUUGGUAGCUUACUGCUUCGAAACCCAGCUGGUCACCAAAAGCUUGAAAUGGCAGAGAAGAAGAAGGCUCAAGAAUUUAUCCACCAGUUCCUCUGCAACUAACUCGGAGCCUAUCUCCCCUCCGAUUCUGACUGGGGCAGCCAAUUACCAGCCCCACCUGUUUCAGUUCCAGAGCUGCCCUAGGAGCAUGUGAGCCCACUGGGAAGCCAGAGUGGCAGCUGCCUGUUUCCUGAGCCCAGACUGCCCUCCCCACCAUGACUGUCACACUCAGUGCUGCUGUAAGUUGUGAAGACACAAGGAGGAAUCCACCACAAUAAAACUGACAUUCAAUGUUCAACUUUAGUUAUUUAACAGAUAGAUCUUUUUUUACUAUUUAAGCAACCAUACUUCUUGUGCUCAAACUGCCUCCAGGGCAUACAGUGCCUUCCCUGUAGCUUGGGCUGAACUCUCCAUGAUCAGAUAUUUGAACAAAUUGUGGAGUCCUGAAGGAUGAAUGACUGGAUGGCAAGAAUGCAAAUGGAAGCUACUGGAUAAACAGGCCACAGCCACCUCAGAUGCUUCCAGCGCUCUGAGGACAUGGGUGUACACAUAUUGCAAACCCUACCCCCUUUCCCAUUCAGAAAUGGCUCAGCAGCUCUGGAGCUGGCCACUCAGCCUCCGAGGGCAAUACAGUGGCUUGAAAAUGAAAAUACUGAAGACAUUGGUGUUCUGGUGAAACAAGUGGAAUUUUCCGGGCCAACAAACUGUAUAUAAUGCACCCCCUCUCUUAUAUGUGUAAUAUAUUUUAAUGAUAAAUGUAUUUUUAACAGUG
This is a messenger RNA of Hippopotamus amphibius kiboko, 3243 nucleotides long. RefSeq names its product inositol polyphosphate-5-phosphatase B (gene INPP5B). Gene Ontology annotation, molecular function: phosphatidylinositol-4,5-bisphosphate 5-phosphatase activity; inositol-1,4,5-trisphosphate 5-phosphatase activity. Gene Ontology annotation, biological process: signal transduction; phosphatidylinositol dephosphorylation. Lineage: Eukaryota; Metazoa; Chordata; Mammalia; Artiodactyla; Hippopotamidae. The transcript has 21 exons. Gene Ontology annotation, cellular component: cytosol; membrane. The coding region runs from base 103 to 2625 and encodes 840 amino acids. The record is from RefSeq and is a predicted model, not a curated record.